UCCAAUUUUGCCUGUUGUUGCCUGUUACUCAGUCUGUAAAGUCGUUCGGUGGUUGUGCCCUUGGACCACCGUCGAUUUUUCUUUCAUCUAAAUGAAUAAUUAUCACUUUUCAUAGCUGACUGUAGUCAGAAAACAUUGGAUUUUUCAUACAUCAUCGUAUCGUUCACGUUGGACUUAAACUUUAACGGAAAAUUGAUCGGAUUUAAACCACAGAUCUGUGUGACCUAGUUAACCCGGCAAACUUCCAGCUGAUCGUUAAAUAUGGAGGCAAAUCAACAUUUAGCUGACGACUAUAUUAGCGAUUUCGACCUCGUGCAUUUUGAGGUUCCAACAAAGUUGAUGAUUAAAAAGGAGUUGGAUGAAAAAUUUAGCGAGGGUUGUUGUGCAAAUUCAGAGAAAUCACCUAGUCAGCCCUUAACACCUCUAGACUCUGGACGAACCACACCGAUCAGCCCAGAUAGUCGGAGUGUGCCUUUAUCUCCGACGGGCAGCGAAGUUUCAGCUCCCUCUCCAGCAGCACUCCCUAAAUCAUUCAUAGAAGAUUUGUCAUGGCUGACACAGAACGUAGCCUUUCCUCAUGGUAAUUCAGAAAUAACUCCGGAUGAAGCUGUCGACGUGCUCAUUUCAUCGAGUCCAGAGUUCGUGCAGAGUUUCCAAAAGUACCUUGUGUCAGGGGCUAGACCAUUGUCACGACAGACGUCCACUCAGUCCCAAUCUUCACAGAACUCCAUACAAGUGUCUCAAAACGUGCUCCAGUUGUCGCAAAACUCUCAGAAAUGCGAGGAGGUGGACCCUGUAGAGCCGUUAAUGGAAAUGAUCAAGGAUGAGAUUCCCACACCGCCCGAGAGCCCAAUGGAUCAAGAGGUAAUGACCCCUGCGCCUUCGACUCCUCGUCGACGUAGGAGGGACACUUUUUCAUCGACUACAUCUGAAUGUGAGCUGGAAGAUGAAGACCUCGUCACACUUCCGGUAAGGGAACUUAAUAAGCGACUUCAGGGUUUGUCAAAGGAUGAAAUUCAACGUUUAAAACAAAAGAGGCGUACUCUGAAAAAUCGAGGGUAUGCACAAAACUGUAGAUCUAAGAGAAUGCAUCAUAAAACGCAAUUAGAACGUACGAACAAUUCAUUACUGGACCAAAUAGAUGCUCUUCAACAUCAUGUAUCCGUUCUAACGAGAGAAAAGAAUUACUUUAAGCAGCAAAAUGACCUUCUCAGGGCAAAAUUAGGAAUCCCUCCUACAAAAAGCAAUUCGACAGGUCAGUCUUGUGAGAGUUCGCUUUCAAGUUACCCAAGCUCACCGGAAUAUGGAAUCUGAUCCACAUGUGUAUUUGUGCUUUUAUAUUGUACAUGUGCAGACAAAUUUUUAACAGUUUGGGGAUAUUACGUGCUUCAUAAAUAUACCAAUGUAAGUAUCUGCUUUUCAUGUUUUUGAAAAUGACUCGGCACUUGUAAGAAAUACUUGCUGCUAAUUGAGAUAUUUUGAAGUGGCAAGACUUUUGAAGCAGACGUUAAUUCUUCUAACAAUGAUGACCAUAUAUUACGGUCAGUAUUAAAUAUGAGUAUAGUGAAGAAAAAACUUGAAAUUUGGCAGCAGACCAUUUCUUGGCACAGGGCAAUGAGUUGACACUACUUGUGAUAAAGAUGGGUUCGUUUUCUUCAUCGUUUAUACCUACGUCAACUUGUAAAUAGACAUUAAUUGUGUUUGUAUAGCUUUAUAAGAAACAAUGUGUAUGUAUACAUGUGAUAAAUAAUGCAUGAUUUUUUUUUCUUCAUUGAAUUGUAUGUAUAGAAUGUUUUGUUACAAAAAAGAGUUUUUUUUGUACGAGUGAUAAUGAAAUUGCAUUUACUACAUGUACUUAAGUGAGCAAAUGUGAUGUGAUAUUCAUUGUUUAUUCUAUCAUUUUUUUAAAGAAAAAAAACAAAAACAAAUGUAUAUAAAACAUACAAAAACACAAAAUAUAUUUUUUCCUAAGUGCAGUUUUAAUGAUCCUUAAGAGACGCAUUCGUGAUUAGUUACAUAGCGUGCAUUAUGUCAAAAAAGGAUUGUUUUUUGUAGUGUCAUAUAAAAAGUCAAACAUUUAAUGUCUUUUUUUUCACAGAACGUAUGUGCCUAUAUACUGUUUUGUUUUUCAAAAUGCAGAUUAGCAAAACGUCCUUCUUCAGUUAAUAUUGCCAUUUGCUACAGCUGCAUGUGUUAUAAUGUUGAUACAUAAUCUCAUUAUAAUGAUUUCAUAUAUAUGUUAUCACUUACUGAACUUAUUUCUUUUAUGUCAACAGAUUUUUUGUUGCAAUUUCUUUCCAGUUUCUACUCCAUCAUCAUUAUGAAUAACAAACUUACUUUUAAUGAAAUAGUUGUAUGUAGGCUAUCAUUUUCUUACAAUUAGUAGAGACUAUCGAUUUCAAAUCUAUGUCAUAGUGCAGACCUGUUAAACAGAAACAUUUUGUGUUGACAUAGAGAGAAGUUACAUAAACAGUAGCGUAGAAUAUUAUUUUAAAUGAAAAUGGAUGCACAAUGUUGUAUACGCUGUAGUUUGUCAGACAAGAGGAGGUGAAACACAUGUUUAUAAAUUACCGGCAUUCCUGGAUUCUACCAUCAUACACACAUACUGUGAGAGAUAUAUACAUUUUUUUAUAGUCACAGGCUUGCAGCGGAACAUGCCGACUCCACUUACGCUGAAUAUUGAAUGAAUCAGUGCUGACAGCUCUUCCAAGUGGUAAUGAAACUAAAUAUUGCAGUGUUAAACUGGUUUUAUUGCAUAUUUGAUUUCACACCAGAAUGUGUUUUCUUAUUCCAAUAUCAAAUAUUUAUAGUAUUGUAACACUGGCUAGAGUCUUUACCCAUUCAGCUUCUUUGCAUGCAUGUUCGAUCGGUAGCAAAAUAAGAAAGACGUAUAAGCUGUAGGGUUAGUAGAGAUAUAAUUGUGUGGUUAUUGACCUAACUGGGGAGCAUCAAUAAUGUAUUGUGUAAUGUUACGCUAGAAAAAAUAAGUGAUAUUUAGUGAAUGAUGGUCAAAUACAGCACAUUCAAUAUGCAGUCUAAACAAAACACGUUUUAUAUGCUCUCCUGGUUAACCAAGCGGUAUAUAAUACUAGCUGUAUGUAUGUGUGUGUAAGCUGUUAAUGUGUAUAUACAAAUGUAUAUUACAGAGCUCUGUCUAACGUACCAACUUGUUAUAGGGAGACGUUUAGUGUAUAUAUAAUAUAACUCUUCGUUGCAUACGGUUGUAUCGUAGCUAGCAAACGAGACAGGUUAAAGUUUUUGUGGUAUUAACACAGUCAUGUAUUAUUUCUCGUCAUACAAGUUUUAUGAAUCGGGCUUUUAUACUCCGUAUUUGUGUAUACAUUUAACAUUUAAACUCUUUUAAAGGGCUUGAAGUAAUUGUAUAAAUCCAAGAUUGUUUGUACGGGGAUAAAGGUGCGGCAUGUUUAAUAUAUUAUAUACCAUGUCGAUUUUGUAGUGUAGUGAAAGACUAGAUUAAGAUAGUGUGGCCUACUUUUACAAGGAUUUGUCUCUCUUUCAUUUUUUUGUCCAUUAAACUUUUUCUAAAAGUUUGUUACGUAGUAUGUAUACACGGUAGGCCAUACAGUUAAAAGGUACAUAUAUCAUAUUUGUAGCCUAUUAAGUAUUCAUUACCUUCAUUUAAGGUGUGUAAAUGGGAUUGCCACAAAUGUUAACAUAUAUCUAUGUAUUUAAAUAUGGAACACCUUUAACUAUCUUUUUAGUUAAUAUUCAAAACGCACAAAAAGCACGCAAACAUUUAGCCGGUAGAUCAAGUGUCCGAACUACAAAUCAUUACUUUGUGACCUAUGAAUGUAGAUAAAACAUUAUCAAUUAGCGAUCAAGAAAAAAAGUAAAAUAGAUUUGUUUGCCAUGAAUUUUAAAUCUCAUCUAUUUCGUCAAACUCACUGCAAGGGCUUAUCGUUACUCUGUAACACCAGUGAAAAAUUGACGUCAUAUUUGUGAUAAAUAUCGGACGUUUUACGUACAAUACCGAGUUGUGCCGACUAGAAUAACGCGUAAGUCAUUACAUGUAUGAACAUAUAAUUGAUUCAAUAUCCAUAUGCUGUUGUGCACCUUGUCGUAAAAGGUAUUAGUUAAGAAUUUCAUUAAUUGGUAUGUCCUUUACCAUUAUUUAUAUUAUUGUUAUAAAUUAGAUUUGAAAGUUGUCUGCAAGCAAUGUGUGUUACAUACUGUACAUGCCUUCUUAUUGGAUUUUAUGUACUAACUUGCAAUAUUAAGUGUACGCUGCCAUAAACAAGUUUUAAUAUUUAACAUAUAUUCUUCCGCCAGAGUAAUGCGGUCAAUUAAAAGUGUAAUGUGUUCUCCUCAACACAUGUUUCCCUGAUAAUGUCUUACACGGUUUGUUAAAGUCUGUAUGCUCUGUGAGAGUGAAGGAUAAAACAUUUAUAGGUUAAUUGACGUUAACUAAAUGUAUUACAAAUAUAUAUACACUCGUCUUAUUCAUCAUAGCUACUUCAGAUUUUCUCAGUUUUUUAACACUUUCUUAAUGCAGCCACCAUUUAUAAAUGUAUAGGAGUCACUGGCCAUGCAUGAAAGUUCAAAUAACAUAAUUAUAUACUUUAACAUUACUUGUUUACAUGAUGUUUCUAUGAAACGUUUUCAUUUCUCAAUUUUACAAAUUGUCAAUAUCAUAAUUAUUCACCAUUAUUCCAAGAAGCUCUAUGUCCCACAUCUCUUUAUCUGCCUUACAUAUUGAGAGGCCCGUUGCAGUUUGUUUAUUAUUCUGUAAAUGUUUAUCAUGCAUUUCUUAAGAUUUCUAUUAAGUAAAAAGAGGGCAAAAAUGUGAAGAUUGUUCUUUUAAUUGUUUUGCUGUUGUUUUCUUUCGUUCCAUUAUUCAUUUUUCUGGUUUUGGUUAUUCAUACAAAGGAAGCUUUAGAAAUAAUCGCGAAGGAUUUUAGGGUGAUAGGUAUUUCUUUUUAUUUUCAAAAUGAAGUUUUAUGUUUCGAUGCGGUUUCGGAUAUCCUCCCUUGAAUCCUUUAAAUAAAGAACAUUUAAACUCGACACUGCUGAAUAUAACGAAAGUUUCGAUUAUUUGCAUUGAUUAUGAUGCUCAUUUUUUAAAGAGAAACUCAAAAUUGUGCUGAAUCGGUUACUUUGACAGACCUGUUUUUUCAUUAUAAGGAAAAAAGUGAAUUCUUCAAUCCGCAUCUCCCAUUUAUUCAAGACUAAAACUAGGGCUCCAAUAUAAAUCGUAGUUGUUUAAUUGCUACUCUGGUUUACAGGUUUAAUUGCCGUCUUGAGUAAUAUUUUCUUCCGUGAUACCGGAAGACGACACUUGGGUUUAAACUGGUCCAUUUCCGGUGGUAAACCUGUAGUGAAGAAUACUGGGUAAAUGAUCAAAUAACAAUAACUAAAUGUCUUGUGACUAACCAACCCUAAGCCUGCUGUUUAACCCAUUUGACCUGUGCCGACCGAGACCAGCCGACACAACGGAGUCGUCUGAUUAUGACCUUCACUGUCUGCUACUAAGUAAUGGUGAAUGAUUGUGUCCAUUUAAGGUAUUUUAAAGCGGUGUAAGGGUUAAAAAUAAAGAUCUGAAGUUUAUAUCUACAACUUGUUAAAUUUAUGUACAUGUUUAUAUUGAUUGUUUGUUUGAAUUUAUAUAAUUCGUGAAAAAUGUUCAAUAUGAUUACAUUUAGUAGCUCGACAGUAUGGUGUUUGUUUUUUUGAAAAUGAAGUCUUUUCCUCCCAAAAAAUGUCGGAUGCCUUUACAUUUUCAUUUUUGUUCACCAUCUUUGAUACCUUAUGAAAGUGCUAUUUUUUUAUUCGGUGAUGUUGAAAAAUAAAACGUGUUGUAUUUCGUUGUUCAUGAUUGUGUCAAAUAUGUUUUGUAUAUUACUGUCACAUGUUUUAUUACUGUAUAAUUUUACAUUUGAAUGUUAUGAUCUUUCCUAAAUUAGACCUACUUGUAAACAGUACUUCAACUGUAGAUUUAAAUGAUAUUUUUGUUUCGUUUUUUUAAUCAAUUUAUAAUUUGAUCCUUGUUAAGUGACACUUGUUAAGAAAUGAAACUGCCUGUUGGAAAUUGACUUCAUUCCAGUAGUCAAAUAAUUACACCUGUAUAAAUUCAAAAAUAUAAAUAUAUAUUUAUAUACCAACGUAGCAUAAUACUACUAUCAGCUAGAUCUACAUGUAAAUGUGUAUUUAAUGUUAACACGCCAGUUGUUACUGAUGUGUGUUCAAGUUCAUGUAUUAUUCAGUGUUGAAACUAAUAUAGCCGUUGUAAAGCAGUGGGACAUUUUCUCACAAGAUUUUGCUGGUGUUUAAGUCGAGGCAAUAGCUUCUUAAUGUAAUGAGCAAUGAGUUUUUUCUUAGUUUUUGUUAAGAUUUGCAGCUGUAUUGUAUGUCACGGCUACAUUAAGCAACGGGGCUUUUCUCCCCCAGUUUUUUUAAAGGGAUUUAUUUAACUAGGCUAAUACUGUAAAUAAUGUUAAAAUUUAAUGUUAAAAACGUUUCAUUGUUUUAAAAAGUGAUAAUACCCCCUUGUUAUGACACGUUAGAUUUUGUUACAUUUCAAGAUUUAUAAAUAUUGUUAUAAGUGGCCGAUGCAACAGUCACAUUUUAAUCUUACUGCAUAUAACGAAGUGCAGUACAGUUAUUUGUAUACAUGUAUUAACUCGGUAUUCAAAGUACACUACUGUUUUUAUAUUGCUUUUUUGAGUUUUUUUAAGAUCAUUUAAUAUAUAUUUUGAUAAAAAAUCAUUGUACCUAUAUUUGAAUAAAGUAGUUGCGAUUAAUUCUUUGCAGGUAUACAUGUAUAAUACUACAAACAAUACCGAUUUUAUAACAUUGUUCACACCGGUAUUAAAUUGUCAACGCUUUGACAAACCAAAAUAAUUAAAUUAAUAAAUACAAGUAAUGUUUCAAUGUUAUCAAUCGAAUAACUCUUUUUGUUAAUCAAUUAUCGAUUUGAACAAAACUCUAAAAUAUCUAUAAAAUCAUAUAAUUAUGUAGAUUUUUUGCAUAUCAUUUUUUCCCUAUAUUAUAUGAAUUCAGUUUAAAAAAAAAAAACAACAAGAUUUUAUUAAAAAUGUUAUUACUUUGAUUGUCAGUGCUAAUUAUAAGAUAUUAGUUUAAAGUUAGUAUGCGGUGUUUAAAUCAUGCACAGUUAUCUCGUGUUGUUGCCGACGUUCGACACUGAUUGUUAUUGAAUUUUUGCAUUUUGCAAAUUUGUUAAGGAUAGUAUAUAGUCUUGUUUUGAAUCAGCAGUGUUGAGCAGAUAUAGGUAAAUAAUUGCUGGUAUUCAAUUUGGAGCAGUGUCACACACCACUUGUUGUUAAUAAUUGAUUUUGUCUUUUAAUUAUUUUUUAUUUCUCGAAAGAAAAGCCGACGCACAUAAAUCGUGCUGUUACACUGUAUUUUUUUCUGUUAUUGCAUGUUAAAAAUAUCUUUGUAUAUUUUAUGAUGUUUGUUGAAGAGAAUUUAUGCGUGAUAGACAUACUGUUAUUUGCUAUUACAAAUUUGUUAUGAGCAAAUUAAAAGUUUUCAAGAGACUGUGUUAAGACCAAGGCAGAAUCACAAUUGGAUCUGUUGAAAUGAAACUUGUAUUAUGUAAUUAAAUGCUAAAAUGACAAAUUGAAAAGUGUUGUUUAUAUAAUUACAUAGCAAGCAAAACAUA
This is a messenger RNA of Ruditapes philippinarum (Manila clam), 7639 nucleotides long. RefSeq names its product transcription factor Maf-like. Lineage: Eukaryota; Metazoa; Mollusca; Bivalvia; Venerida; Veneridae. The transcript has a single exon. The record is from RefSeq and is a predicted model, not a curated record. Gene Ontology annotation, cellular component: nucleus. Gene Ontology annotation, molecular function: RNA polymerase II cis-regulatory region sequence-specific DNA binding; DNA-binding transcription factor activity, RNA polymerase II-specific. Gene Ontology annotation, biological process: regulation of transcription by RNA polymerase II. Bases 262 to 1314 code for a protein of 350 amino acids.